UGCGGCCUCAGUGCUAUCGAGGGGUCGCCGUCUCGUCUUCCCCUCUCUCGCCGAGCACGAGACAUAAACAAAACAAGCAAAGCAAAAAACCCACCCCCACCCCUCUUCCUCCUCUGCUUUUACCGCGUCGUCUUCUUGCGGCGAAGCACGGGGCGGGGAGACUCCGUUACCAGGCUGCGCGCGGAGGGUACUACUGCCGCGGGAGCUGGAUUUCUGAUCGCUGCUUGAGGCGUUUGUGAGCUGUGGAGUGGAGGAGAUGGUGGAGAUAGACGGAGCCGUGGGAGUCGGAGGAGGAGCGGGAGGAGUGGAAGGGGCCCGGCGGUGGCGGCUAGCGGACGAGCGGUGCGACCUGCGCGCCACGGAAUCGGACUACGUGCGGCGGUUCCACCCGCACGAGCCGCGCGACCACCAGUGCUCCUCCGCCGUCGCCAAGCACAUCAAAGCCCCCGUGCACCUCGUUUGGUCUCUGGUUAGGCGGUUUGAUCAGCCACAGCUGUUUAAGCCCUUUGUGAGCCGUUGCGAAAUGAAAGGGAACAUUGAGAUUGGGAGUGUGAGGGAGGUCAAUGUUAAGUCCGGGCUUCCUGCCACGAGAAGCACCGAGAGGCUGGAGCUGUUAGAUGAUACUGAGCACAUACUCAGCGUCAAGUUUGUUGGAGGUGACCAUAGACUCAAGAACUAUUCGUCCAUUCUUACAGUGCACCCUGAGGUGAUCGACGGGCGGCCCGGGACGCUGGUGAUCGAGUCUUUUGUGGUGGACGUCCCUGAGGGGAACACGAAAGAUGAAACUUGCUACUUCGUCGAGGCCCUCAUCAAGUGCAACCUCAAGUCGCUUGCAGAGGUGUCGGAGCGCCUCGUCGUCAAGGAUCAAACAGAGCCCCUCGACCGGUGAUUAUCAACGCUUGGUUUUUGGGUUGACAUUUGCAUAUCCUUAGAAUGUGCACAGAUAUUUCUCCAAUGGAGACCUCUAGGUUCUUGGAUCGUGAAAAGGUUCUCCUGUGUCCAAGAGAACUAUGUUCCCUUUCCUCAUUGAGCUUCAUUUUGUCAGCUGUCCUUUUUCCUGCCUGGAGGAAAUUAAAAAGAACGGCACAAUUGUGUGUUAUUGUAGCGAUGAAGAAAAACAAGAAAAUGUUUAGAACUGCAAGGUCCUGAACGCCUUAUGAUUCUGUGGUCUCAAGGACUCUUUGUAAUUAGAUUUUCGCUUUAGCUUGCUAUGAAUGAUGCUGUGUUGAGGUGUGUGCGUGUAUGUGGGAGUAUUGUCGUCUGUGUUGUGUAAAUUUACAUCUCUAGGUAAUGACUUCUGUAGUUUUGUUGGCACUUCAUCAUUAGUCUUAAUUAAACCCUUAUAUUUCCAUUAA
Brachypodium distachyon (stiff brome) is the source of this 1355-nucleotide messenger RNA. RefSeq names its product abscisic acid receptor PYL8. The record is from RefSeq and is a predicted model, not a curated record. Gene Ontology annotation, cellular component: nucleus; cytoplasm. The transcript has 3 exons. Gene Ontology annotation, biological process: abscisic acid-activated signaling pathway. NCBI's taxonomy places the organism in Eukaryota, Viridiplantae, Streptophyta, Magnoliopsida, Poales, Poaceae. The coding region runs from base 257 to 889 and encodes 210 amino acids. Gene Ontology annotation, molecular function: abscisic acid binding; signaling receptor activity; protein phosphatase inhibitor activity.